GUUGUUAUACAGUAUAUAUUUUACUUAGCCAACAUUACUCAGCAAUGAAAUGAAGAAAGCAAAAUGUAGGGAUGAAUUUAAGAGUGCUUACAGGAAACCGCUGCAGUUUUAUUUGUUUUGUUUUGUUUUCCUGACUCAGAUGCUGAUCUUAUCAUUGCCCUCCCCACUGGAGUGUGAUCCUGAAAGUGGACUGUGGUUAAAAGUGAGCUCUAUGGCAACCUUUAACUCCAGUAAUACCCUGUCCUCCACAUUCUAUCUCUCAGGUAUCCCUGGCUAUGAGGAAUUCCACCACUGGAUAUCCAUUCCAUUCUGUCUCCUGUACCUUGUUGGAAUCAUGGGUAACUGCACCAUCCUGCAUAUUGUUCGGACAGACCCCAGGCUCCAUCAGCCCAUGUACUACUUUCUGGCCAUGCUUUCCCUCACCGACAUGGGCAUGUCCAUGCCCACCAUGAUAUCACUGUUCAGGGUGUUGUGGUCCAUUUCCAGGGAAAUCCAGUUCAGUACCUGUGUGGUCCAAAUGUUUUUCAUUCACACUUUCUCCUUCACGGAAUCAUCUGUGCUCUUGGCCAUGGCCUUUGACCGCUACGUGGCUAUCUGCCACCCUCUACGAUAUGCUACCAUUCUCACCCCAAGACUUAUCAUGAAAAUUGGAAUUGCAGCCCUGCUUAGGAGUGCCUGUGCCAUGAUUCCACUUCUGGCUCGGCUGGCCUUCUUUCCUUUCUGCCACUCUCACAUCCUUUCUCAUUCAUAUUGUCUGCACCAGGACAUGAUCCGCCUUGCCUGUGCUGACACCCUGUUUAAUGUUAUAUAUGGGUUGCUUCUUGUCGUUGUGCUGUGGGGAAUGGACUCUCUGGGUAUUUUUGUGUCUUAUGUGUACAUUCUUCACUCUAUAUUAAAAAUUGCGUCACGUGAAGGGCGGCUUAAGGCUCUCAACACGUGUGCGUCCCACAUCUGUGUUGUACUCAUUUUAUAUGUGCCUAUGAUGGGGCUAUCUAUUGUCCAUCGUUUUGCCAAACACUCCUCCCCACUGAUCCAUAUCUUCAUGGCUCACAUCUACUUAUUGGUUCCACCUGUGCUCAAUCCAAUCAUCUAUAGUGUGAAGACCAAACAGAUCCGUCAAGGAGUCCUCUACCUACUUCUCCGCACAAAAACCGGUUCUACUAUGUCUUAA
This is a messenger RNA of Felis catus (domestic cat), 1171 nucleotides long. Its product is annotated as olfactory receptor 51L1-like. The transcript has a single exon. Gene Ontology annotation, cellular component: membrane. Bases 50 to 1171 code for a protein of 373 amino acids. Gene Ontology annotation, biological process: G protein-coupled receptor signaling pathway. Lineage: Eukaryota; Metazoa; Chordata; Mammalia; Carnivora; Felidae. The record is from RefSeq and is a predicted model, not a curated record. Gene Ontology annotation, molecular function: olfactory receptor activity; G protein-coupled receptor activity.